This is a messenger RNA of Talaromyces stipitatus ATCC 10500, 3311 nucleotides long. RefSeq names its product SNF2 family helicase/ATPase, putative. The transcript has 2 exons. Bases 1 to 3138 code for a protein of 1045 amino acids. Gene Ontology annotation, cellular component: cytoplasm. Gene Ontology annotation, molecular function: ATP-dependent chromatin remodeler activity; ATP binding. The record is from RefSeq and is a predicted model, not a curated record. NCBI's taxonomy places the organism in Eukaryota, Fungi, Ascomycota, Eurotiomycetes, Eurotiales, Trichocomaceae.
AUGGUAAACGAAGUGACCCCUGCAAAGGGGCCGUUGUCCUCUCGAAAACCGGACGAACAGAUACAGGAAGCCGUAUCAACUCCAGAAUUCGGAAAGCCAACUCCUCUACGAUCUACUCAAACGACAUCACAAAUUCCUUUCAAUAUACCCAAGAACAACCGCCCACGAGUCGAGCAUCACCGUCCUCCUACACAUCAAGUUCAUUAUAUUCCGUCUGAGACCGGUGGGUCGCGUAUAACGCAGCAAAGCACGUCGAAGCAGCCUUUCAACCCAUUCAAGCCCGUCGUCCCAUCAACAUAUACAAGCCAAGGAUCAGUCCCUGUCUCUAGGACAUAUGACGAUGUUGUCGGUAUCAAACGCCCCUCGCAGUUCACAUGGAACACGAAGCCGGCAGCACCUCCCAUUUUCUCAUCGAAUCCUUCGGGACCAACAAAGCCUUCGGCUGCCUCGAAAACCUUACAGAAUUUUAUCGAUCUCACAAAAGCCGGUGAUGCGAAUAGAUUUGGACAACCAUCUUACCAGCGGGAGUUUAGCUCGGCGGACACAUAUUCAUACAUUGACUCGGCUAAAGCACAGGAGAACAUUAAAGCAUUACUUGAAGGUGCUUUUGAAGAUGAAGAAGAUAAACCUAGGACAAGAGCUAGGAAGAAGAAAGUAGAGGCUGAUAUCAAUGACUUGGCUGCUAAGCUCCAGCAGGUUUCUGUCGGUUCUGACGAGAAGCAGACAAAGGAGGCUGGGCCGGAAGACGAUGAAGAGGAGGAAGAAGAGGAAGUGGACGAUGGUACUCGAGAGGGCUUAAAGGUCAAGCUACUACCACAUCAGAUUGAAGGUGUCGAAUGGAUGUGUGAAAAGGAGAAUGGGCAGAAGAAGACACGUGGUGUGCUGCCUAAAGGAGGCAUCCUUGCAGACGAUAUGGGCCUGGGAAAAACGAUCCAAUCAAUCGCAUUGAUUCUUACGAAUCCGAGACCAUCUAGACAGAAAACUAAAGACGGCGAGAAAAAUGACACCAAGAAGCAAUUACCAGAAGGAGUUGAUAAGUGUACAUUGAUCGUCGCCCCCCUAGCUUUGAUCAAGCAAUGGGAAUCGGAGAUUGCGGACAAGAUCGAAAAAACUCAUAAACUGCGAGUGUGCGUCUAUCACGGAGCUGGUCGUACCAAGUUCAGCGCGGACCUAAAAGACUAUGACGUGGUCAUCACAACCUACGGCACACUCAGUUCAGAGCAUGGCGCUUCUGGAAAAGGCAACGUUGGCUGUUUUAAUAUUCACUGGUAUCGAGUCAUCCUUGAUGAGGCUCAUACCAUCAAGAACCGAAAUGCGAAAGCUACUCAAGCCGCUUGUGCUCUAAACGCACAAUACCGUUGGUGCCUUACUGGCACACCUCUGCAGAAUAACCUAGAUGAGUUGCAGAGUUUGAUCAAGUUCCUACGCAUCAAGCCUUUUGAUGAACUCGCUACAUGGAGAGAGCAAAUCACUCAACCCCUCAACAAUGGACGUGGAGGACUCGCCAUCAAACGACUGCAGAUCUUCUUGAAAGCUUUCAUGAAGCGACGAACCAAGGAUGUGCUGAAGUUGAAUAAUAACUUGAAACCUGGGGGCGGCAACGCAGAGGGUGGAAGCAACCAAUCAUCAACCGGGUUUCAAAUUGUCAAGCGUGAAGUUGUCGAGGUUGAAGCCGAAUUCACACCGGCAGAAGUCGAAUUCUAUAAUCGACUAGAACAGCGAACAGACCGACGACUCUCACAGAUGAUGGGAGGAUCUAAGCUAGACUAUGCCAGUGCUUUAGUCAUGUUGCUUCGACUCCGUCAAGCGUGCAACCACCCUGAUCUUGUCAAAAGCGACUUAGCAGAAGACAAGGAUAUCCUACUGAACAAUGUCGAUAAGAACAAGUCUGCUAAGAAAGACGACGAUCUUGACAAAGUCGCCGACCUUUUUGGCGGUCUCAGUGUCGUCAGCAGAAAAUGUGAUAUCUGUCAAGUUGAACUAACUGCUGGCGAAUCAGAAACCGGGGCGAGCAGAUGCAGUGAAUGUGCAGAUUUGGACAUUGAGUUGAAAUCGGAUAAGAAGAAAAAAUCUAAGAAGCCAAAGUCUAAGAAGCACAAAGAGUCAAAACCCGCAUCACAGGAACCCGAUACCCGCAAAGUGCGAGCUAGAAGAAACCUCCCUGACAUCGAAGACAGUAGCGAAGAUGAGGACGAUGGCGAGUGGAUCGUCCCCAAGGGACAAAGACCCUCGACAAAUCUCGGCACGGCUGGAGGUUCUGAUGAUGAGGAUGCAGAAGGUGGAGGAGAGUGGAUUGGGUCUGAUGAUUCCCACACUGAAGACGAGGAUGAAGUGAUCAGCAUCUCCGACUCUGACGAGGAAGAAGAAUACGAAGAAGAGGACGAUGAUGAAUAUGAUGGACCUGACAUUGUACCUUCCACCAAGGUCCGAGCGCUGAUUCGAAUCUUGAGAAAGGAGGCACCAGAGUAUAAAUUCAUUGUCUUCUCUGUGUUCACGCAGAUGCUAGACAAGAUUGAGCCUUUCCUAAAACGCGCAAAGCUUGGUUAUGCUCGGUAUGAUGGCAGCAUGAGGAAUGAUCUACGGGAGGCUAGUCUUGAGAAACUACGCAACCACUCCAACACACGAAUUCUAUUAUGUAGUCUACGAGCAGGUGCGUUGGGUCUCAAUCUCACUGCAGCUAGCCGUGUGGUCAUUCUAGAGCCAUUCUGGAAUCCUUUCGUGGAAGAACAAGCCAUUGACCGCGUCCACCGACUAAACCAGACCAUUGAUGUCAAAAUCUACAAGAUAACCAUCAAAAACACCGUCGAGGAACGAAUCCUAGACCUCCAAGAACGGAAACGCGAACUAGCCAACGCGACGAUUGAAGGCAAGGCUGCCGCCGGAAAACUCACCAUGCAGGACAUGAUGGCUCUCUUUGGACGAGAAGCAGAAGCCCGGUUGGAUCAUGAGCGUGGCGCGCCGGAUCUUACGUCAAAGACGAGGCUGCUUGUCUCGAAGAAUGAGGAUGAUUCGAUUUCUACUGGGACGGGUAGUUCGUGGUCAUUGCCGUCUAGUCAGUCGAGCUCAAAGGAUGUGAGACGCAAACAAGACCGGCAGACGGGUCGACAGGAUGACACGGUAUAUGGACGAAGAUGGUGAUUUCGUCAUUUGCUAUGCAUGUUAUCAUGCUUGGGACUUUCUUUUUUUUUCGGUUCGGCAGGUUUCAGGUGUAAAUGGUUGUGGUACUGUCAGGACGACGGUUAGGGUUACGUCUGGAUAUUAUCACUGUGACAUAUUUCGAUAUAAUUGUAGAAUUUUUUUUCAUUCGAUUC